Messenger RNA from Stomoxys calcitrans (stable fly), 3083 nucleotides. Its product is annotated as spermine oxidase. Bases 608 to 2365 code for a protein of 585 amino acids. The transcript is spliced from 6 exons. Lineage: Eukaryota; Metazoa; Arthropoda; Insecta; Diptera; Muscidae. Gene Ontology annotation, molecular function: polyamine oxidase activity. The record is from RefSeq and is a predicted model, not a curated record.
AUACUAGCAGACAGGAACGUCGGAUGUCGCAAUGUCGUUUUCGUGUUGUCGAUUUUUUUAAUUACAUAAAAUAUUAUCAAACGCGAUACGAUACGCCCCUAAACAAUUUCUUAUCAUUAGAAAAUCAAGAAAAAAAAAUAAGAAAAAGUUGCUGUUUAUGUGUGGUAAAAGUUUUGCCGGUUGGUUGGGUUGAUGUGGUCUGUCAAUCGUCUGUCUUUUAAGUUACAGUAGAGAAGAAAUAAUACCACAAGUAACCAAAGGAAAACUGAAAAUGUUGAAAACGAUUGCAACCACAAGAAAAAGUGAAAUUAUAGAAAACAAAAAUAAUUACAGUCAUUAAUGUAGAAAUAUCCAACAAAAAGAAAAUAUUAUUUGUGUGCGUGAAAACUUCAGUUUGUGGAUUGCCUUGAAGAAAAUCUGGCAAAGUUUUUAUGUCUCGAUGCAGUGGAAAAGAAGCUAAAAGCAGCAAGAAGUGUUCCUACGGGUUUUAUAACAUCCAUAAAAUACCUAAUUCGUGGUAGUGCGUGUGUGUUUUUGCUGUGUUCUAUAAGGGAAAUUUUCGAAAAAAUUUUCUUUUUCCUAACAGUGUCCUUAGGUGUUGUUAAAGAUGGGCGAGACAACUCCUCACACACCAGCCCCUUCACCAACCGAUGAGCAUGCGGCUGCCAUGGAAGCAGCAGCGGCCAAUGCUCAGCCCACAAAUUUCAAAGUUAUCAUCAUUGGAGCGGGCAUGGCUGGCCUGUCCGCUGCCAAUCAUCUUAUACAAAACGGCUGUGAUAGCUUUUGCUUGCUGGAGGCCCGUAACCGCAUCGGUGGAAGAAUUGUUUCCAUACCUUUGGCCCAACAGAAGGUUGAACUUGGAGCCAAUUGGAUACAUGGGGUUUUGGGCAAUCCCAUUUUUGAAAUUGCCGUACAGCAUGGCCUAGUCAGUGUUGUCAACAUACCCAAAGCACACAAAGUGGUGGCCACCACAGAGGAUGGUCAGCAGGUUCCUUUCGACAUACUGCAGGAAAUCUACGAGGCGUAUGUGUGUUUCCUACGCCGCUGUGAUGAGUAUUUCCUGUGUCAGUAUAGUCCACCGCCUGACAUCUGCAGUGUGGGCGAACACAUUAACUUUGAGAUACAAAUCUAUUUGAAUUCUGUGGAAGAUCCCAAAGAGAAGCGCUUAAAGCAAUUGAUUUUCAAUUGCCUGCUGAAGCGUGAGACCUGCAUUACGGGCUGUCAUGAUAUGAAUGAGGUAGAUCUUUUAGAAUUAGGUAGUUAUACAGAAUUGCAAGGUGGCAACAUAGUCUUGCCCGCCGGCUAUAGUUCGAUUUUACGCCCCCUGACCGCACAUAUACCCAAAGAGGCUAUCAUCACCAAAUGUCCGGUAAAGAAAAUCCAUUGGAAACGAAAAAAGACUUUAAGCGGCCUAGACACCGUCGAUGAGAAUGAUGAUGAGAAUGAUUCGGAUGACUCCGAGAAGACAGUCACAGAAUAUCCUGCUGCCAGCGGCCUUUUGGGAGCAACUGCUGCCCAUGUUAGUCGGGAAGGCACUCCCUCAUCGCGUGGCGGUUCCGUGGAACCAGAUGCUGAAUUUCCCGUACGUAUAACGUGCGAGGAUGGCCGUGUCUUCAAUGCUGAGCAUGUGAUAUGUACCAUACCCUUGGGGGUACUCAAGGAAUACCAUAAGGAACUUUUCGAUCCCGAAUUACCACAAUACAAACAGGAGUCACUGGAGCACCUGAUGUUCGGCACCGUGGAUAAGAUAUAUCUGGAAUAUGAUCGACCCUUUCUGAGUGCUGAAAUUUCGGAAGUUAUGCUGCUAUGGGAUGAUGAUAAAUACGAUAUGCAUGCCUCCGAUGAAGAACGUUGUACACCAGAGUAUUUAAGCAAACAUUGGUUUAAGAAAAUCUAUUCGUUUGCGAAGAUAUCGGACACGCUGUUGUUGGGUUGGGUAUCUGGUCAAGAGGCUGAAUAUAUGGAAACGCUGCCCACGGAAUUGGUGGCGGAAAAGUGUACAGAGAUUUUAAGAAAUUUCCUGCAAGAUCCAUAUGUGCCGAAGCCAAAGAGAUGUGUAUGCACAAGUUGGAAAUCUCAGCCUUAUACAAGGGGAUCAUAUACCUCAAUACCAGUGGGUGCUUUACAAGAAGAUAUCGAGAAUCUGGCACAACCCUUAUAUACUAGUCCUCAAGCCUUUAAACCUGUUGUCCUUUUUGCCGGCGAGCAUACCCAUUCCAAUUUCUAUUCAACUGUACAUGGUGCCUAUUUAAGUGGUCGCACAGCUGCCCAAUAUCUGGUGGGCAACGAGGAGCCUGAUGAGAUUACCUUAGAAUCUGAUGGUAGUGAUCUAAGUGCUUGGAUACAAGGAAUAGCGUUGGACUAGAGAGGAGGUAUGCUGCUGCUGCCAUUACUGCUGCUGCUGCUGCACAUAUACAAAAGAGAGAUUAAACCAACUAAAAAAGCAAAACUAAUCAUGGUAAAUGUAGCACAAAAACAAAACCACAAACAAAGAAAUACAAAAUUGGAUAUGCUGUGAAUCAAAACACCUGCAAUGUACCAGCUCUUAAGACCACGCCCCGCCUUUAAGCCCUCCUAAAUUUGUUCCUUUUCUUUUGAUUUUUGGUAUUUCCCCUUCUUUAAGGUUACUAUUUUUAGUAGUCCCUUGUUUAUAAAAAGAUUUGGUUUUUUUUUGUAAAGAAAAACAAGAAUGAGAUUCGUAAAAAUUUGAAUUUUUACCAAGCAAAAAAAGUGAAAGUAAGAAAAAAAAAACAGUUUUUCUAUAUGCAAAAAAAGAAAAAAAGGCAAUUAAAUUUUAAGCGAAUUGUAUUUGUUAAGGCUUCAACUUAAGUUAUUUAAUUAUUUACUUAAUAUUGUUUUCAUGACAUUAUCUGUCUGUCUGUCUAUCGGUUUGUAUGUAAGUUUGUAAUAUACUCAAAGCCAAGCAGAAGAAAUUGUAAAAUUAUUUUGAGAUAGCAUUAGCUUUAGCAUUGUUAACAUUUCCUUUCCCUCCGAUAAAGAAAAAAAGUCACUAAUUGUUAGUUUGAAAAUGUUGUAAGAUUUUUAGUUUUUUUGUAUUUAUAAAAAAACAAAUGUUUAAUUGU